UUACCCCUUCUCUAUUGAGAUUUUUAUUGUAGGAUCACCGGAAAAUCAAGAAAUGGCUGAAGAAACCAAGAAACCUGCUUCUGAGGAAACUACGCCGGCGACAACUCAAGAGGUUGUCGUCUCUGAUGUCCCCGUGCCGGAAAAGGAAUCCACCCCUCAAUCUGAACCGGUACCUGUUCCUGAGACACCGGAAAAAUCUGCUGUUCCGGUGCCUGAGGAAACUGAAGCUGCAACUGUUACGGAAAAAGCUCCAGUUACUGAAUCUGCUUCGUUUAAGGAAGAGAGCAAUAAAGUUGAGGAACUACCAAAUCCUGAGCAAAAGGCUUUAGCGGAGUUGAAACAGUUGGUUCAAGAUGCUCUGAACAAACAUGAAUUCACUGCUCCACCACCACCCCCGCCGGUCAAGGAGGAGGAGAAGAAACCAGAGGCUGAAGCAGCAGAACCUGUAGCUGCUGCUGUGGCAGAGGAGGAGAAAAAGGAAGAAUCUGAACCCAGCACCGAUGCUGCACCAGCUGAGACUCCGGCCAUCGCGGAGCCGGUGAAGGAAGAACCACCAGUUCCAGCGGCGGUGGUAGAAGAGAAGAAAGAAACUCCACCUGUAGUGGAAGAGAAGAAAGAAAUUCCACCUGUAGUAGUGGAAGAGAAGAAAGAAACUCCACCACCAGCAGAGGAGGAGGAUGGUUCUAAAGCCGUUGAAGAAAUCAAAGAGACGAUUGUUGAAGUGACUGCCACCAGUACUGCACCGGUGGAGGAGACAGCAGUUCCGGCAGAAGAAGUCCCAGCAACAGAGGAAGAUGUAGCACCAGAAGAAGUUUCCAUCUGGGGAAUUCCUUUAUUAGCUGAUGAGAGAAGUGAUGUGAUCCUUCUCAAGUUCCUCCGAGCCAGAGAUUUUAAGGUGAAGGAAGCUUUUGCUAUGCUGAAGAGUGUGGUAGCAUGGCGUAAGGAGUUUAACAUUGAUGAACUUUUGGAAGAAGAUCUGUCAGGACUAGGACUAGAGAAAGUGGUGUACAAUCAUGGUGUGGACAAGGAAGGACAUCCAGUGUGUUACAAUGCAUUCGGGGCAUUUCAGGACAAUGAAUUGUAUCAGAAUACUUUUGCUGACAAGGAGAAAAUGAACAAGUUUCUUAGAUGGCGUAUUCAGUUCAUGGAGAAAUCAAUCAGGAAUCUUGAUUUUAGCCCUGAUGGCAUAUGCACUUUUGUUCAGGUUAUUGAUCUCAAGAAUUCACCUGGACUUUACCUUUACAAGAAAGAACUUCGCCAGGCUACCAACCGUGCACUUCAGUUACUCCAGGACAACUACCCUGAAUUUGUUGCCAAGCAGGUAUUCAUCAAUGUGCCAUGGUGGUAUCCAGCUUACUACAGAAUGAUCAAUGCACUUUUCACUACCAGGACCAAGAGCAAGUUUGUGUUUGCUGGUGCUUCAAGAUCUGCUGAGACUCUCUUCAAAUACAUUGUCCCUGAGCAAGUUCCAGUUCAAUAUGGUGGACUUAGCAGGGAGGGUGAACAGGAAUUCACCAUUGCUGACCCUGCCACUGAGGAUACCGUUAAGCCUGCUUCCAAACACACCAUUGAAUUUCCAGUUACUGAGAAGAGUAAUUUGGUGUGGGAAGCAAGAGUGGUUGGAUGGGAUGUGUGUUAUGGAGCUGAAUUUGUGCCAAGUGCUGAAGGCGGAUACACGAUCAUCGUCGAGAAAUCAAGAAAGAUUGCAGCAGCAAAUGAAACAGUGAUCACCAACAACUAUACCGCGCCAGAAGCAGGCAAAGUGGUGCUUACAUUUGAUAACCAAACAUCUAAGAGGAAGAAGCUUGUCUACAGAUCCAAGACCAAGCCUUCUGAUUAAAACAAACAUAUGUUGUUGAAAAGCUUUCAAAGAUCAAAUCACAUAGUGGAAAAUAAGGAGAAAGGGUUCUGUUCUUUUGUUCUUUCAUAGCUUUUAAAAAUUCUAUUUUUCUUGUUGAUAUUAAAUUUAAUUUUGAGUGUGGGAUAUUUAUUUGUUUUUGGAUUGUUUUGCUACAAGUAAGUAAGGGGUUUGCAAUGGAUGGAGAAGAAAACAAUGUAUACAGAAUGUGGUUGUAAUGUGUUGGUUGGAAUGUGGACAGAAAAACUUUGAUUACUA
This is a messenger RNA of Solanum verrucosum, 2116 nucleotides long. Its product is annotated as patellin-3-like. The transcript has 4 exons. Gene Ontology annotation, molecular function: lipid binding. Bases 53 to 1840 code for a protein of 595 amino acids. The record is from RefSeq and is a predicted model, not a curated record. Lineage: Eukaryota; Viridiplantae; Streptophyta; Magnoliopsida; Solanales; Solanaceae.